AUGGCCAAGUAUGGUUAUGGUUAUGGUUAUGGGGAUGGAGACGAGUAUACGGAGUACUUAAUUGGAGAUGGCUCAGGGUCAAGGAUGGAGAAAAUCCGUCAGGCCCUUCCUUGUCCAUGGAUGUUCAGGGAUCACGGCGAUCGGGGCAAGCACCACCGGCUUCCCCGGCAGGCGCUCGCGGCGUUUGUUUUCUCCUGCCUGAUCAUCACGUUACGAAUUACCACAAAUUCUCACGCUCGCUCUUUUACUUUUCCCAGCAAUCGGGAACCCGCCUGUUGGUCGGACUAA
This is a messenger RNA of Nannizzia gypsea CBS 118893, 288 nucleotides long. RefSeq lists its product as hypothetical. Lineage: Eukaryota; Fungi; Ascomycota; Eurotiomycetes; Onygenales; Arthrodermataceae. The coding region runs from base 1 to 288 and encodes 95 amino acids. The transcript is spliced from 2 exons. The record is from RefSeq and is a predicted model, not a curated record.